Messenger RNA from Rubroshorea leprosula, 2075 nucleotides. Lineage: Eukaryota; Viridiplantae; Streptophyta; Magnoliopsida; Malvales; Dipterocarpaceae. The record is from the annotation of a GenBank genome assembly.
CAUAAAAAUUCUAAUUUUUUAAUUAUCAAAAACGUCUGAAAAUAUCACACUGAAUAACGUUUUCAAUUUUUUCCUAAAUUCAAAUGCAAAACUCAAUUCUGUCUUGUCAGCUGGCCAGCUGCCUCUUCACCGGAGUCAUGACUUAUCGGCUUGUUCUUCAUUCGAUCAGGAAACAUCCCCGCCUUUUCUUUCCCUCUCUUUCAACAUCUUCAAUCCUUGCCGGAAACCCACUUCACGAAUCUCCUUUACGUUCUUUCUCCACGCAGCAACAGAACUCCGACUCUCUUUUCCGUUUAACCCACAAGGAUUGGUUGGCGCCCAAUGAAGUUCUCAAAAUCUUCGAGACCCUUAGAGACCCCAACUCAGUCAUUUCGGUUCUUGAUCAAUAUUCAAAGCGCAGAGACUACAAACCCACUGAAGCCCUCUUCACCCUUGUCAUCAACAAACUCGCUCUUGCCCGGAAUUUCGACGCCAUUGAAGAUAUCAUGAAGAGGCUCAAGCUCGAAAAGCCUUUUCGUUUUUCCGAUGAUUUCUUCUACAACGUUAUCAAGAUUUAUGGGCAUUCAGCAGGUCGAAUCAAGAAGGCAAUUGAUACCCUUUUUGAAAUGCCAGAGUAUGGGUGUUGGCCAAGCGUCAAAACGUUUAAUUUUGUUCUGAAUUUACUUGUAUCAGGGAAAUUCUUCGAUUAUGUUCAUGAGAUAUAUGCAAGUGCUCCGAAGUUGGGUGUUGCGAUCGAUGCUUGUUGUCUGAAUAUUCUCAUUAAAGGGUUGUGUGAAAAUGGGAAAUUAGAGUCUGCAUAUUAUGUGCUCGACGAAUUUCCUAAACAAGGGUGUGUACCUAAUGUGAGGACCUUUUCGACGCUAAUGCAUGGUUUGUGUGGGCAAGGGAAAGUGGAGGAAGCAUUUAAGUUGUUGGAUAGGAUGGAAAAAGAAGGAAUUGAAGCAGACACAGUCACUUUCAAUAUUUUGAUUUCAGGGCUUAGAAAGCAAGGCAAGGUUGAUGAAGGGAUGCAGGUGUUGGAGAGGAUGAAGCAGAAGGGAUGUCAUCCAAGUGCAGGGUCCUAUCAAGAGGUUUUGUACGGUUUUCUUGAUGCACAGAGAUUUCUGGAUGCAAAAGACUUAAUAGAUACCAUGGUUUCUGAGGGGUUGAGUCCAAGUUUUGUGUCAUACAAGAAGUUAAUCCAUUGUCUUUGUGAUAAAAAGUUAUUAAGGGAGGUCGACUGGGCUGUGAAGCAGAUGGUGCAGCAGGGUUUCGUGCCUAAGAUGGGGAUGUGGUGUCAGAUUAUUCAAUGUGUUUUUUCAGAGAGAAGCACUGCUGAUUGCAUUUCUCUUGAAGAAAUUGUCAAUGGAUAGUUCCAUGGAUCAUAUAGCAUUUUGGACUAAUGAGGAUGUACUGCUGCCAUAUAUUGGGCGGAAACUUUGUUCCUUGGUGUUGCUGGUUGAGACUCUAGGACCUUAUCAUCUGAUCAAAAGUCUAAAAGGAGUAGUUUUUUAUAUGGAAUGUGACUGAAUCAAUAGCAACCUAGUCUCAACUCAUCGUACAACAUGUUGAGGGAAUUGUGAUCUCUGGUUUCAUUAAUUGUCUGAGAAGUGUUUGACACCAGAGAAGGAAGCACAAUGGUAAAAAUAAUGAAUUAUGAGGUUCACAUGAUGUUUACUCAAGAUAGCCUAAAAGGUAGUGUUUCAUGGUAGAUGCAGACGUGAAACUCAGUUUUUGGAAUAGCAGGAGUUACAAUGUCACAUAAAAUUAUAAUCUUACAAUCAUGGCUUAAUAUUGCAUGACUGCCUUCCUCAAACGGUAUCGUUUGCAACUGGAUUUUCUUGCGGGUCGCCUACAACAUCCAAUGGCGAAACAAAUCCGAAAAUCAAUCCCGGGAAACCUUCAUUUGUUUUUUGGCUUUUGUUUUUUCUUCUUCCUUUUCUCCUUCACGUUGGAUUCAGAUGCGUUUAAAAAUCCAUCUUACUGUAGUAACUGCCAAUGCUGUUUGCUCUUUCCCCUGUAUAAAUUCAGACCCAAGUUUCUCAUUUAAGAUUCUGGGUAAAGAUACCACAUAUACCACAGAAACAUCUUUUUUU